Megalops cyprinoides (Indo-Pacific tarpon) is the source of this 1871-nucleotide messenger RNA. It is a transcript of the gene opn1sw1, whose product is annotated as opsin 1 (cone pigments), short-wave-sensitive 1. Gene Ontology annotation, biological process: G protein-coupled receptor signaling pathway; visual perception; phototransduction. The transcript has 5 exons. NCBI's taxonomy places the organism in Eukaryota, Metazoa, Chordata, Actinopteri, Elopiformes, Megalopidae. Gene Ontology annotation, cellular component: membrane; photoreceptor outer segment. The coding region runs from base 410 to 1423 and encodes 337 amino acids. Gene Ontology annotation, molecular function: G protein-coupled receptor activity. The record is from RefSeq and is a predicted model, not a curated record.
UGUGUGUGACAUUGAGCGUGAAUAUAUGAAUACACGACUUCAGUAUGUGUCUUUUUGACGUCCAGUACAUGUAGCUCAAAUAGGAUUAAAUAGACCUCUGGUUCAGAAAUAUGGUGUCAUAUUAUUAUCAUUGGUUUGAAAGUUGUUUCCAUUAUUAUGUGACAUAAGCCCAUCCAAGCUAGUUCCAUUUCACGAGUCAAACCAGCAGCACACAGUCUUAGUAAAUAAGAUUAGCCUCCUAAAAUGGGUUAAAGGACAGAGAGGAAGGAUCUUCUCUUAAUCCCAAAGUUUGCCUGUAAGAAGAUCAGGAUUUGUCUGUGUCUUCGUGCCAUCGCUCGGUGAUUCAGGCCUUUAUAAAGAGCCGCGCGGUCCUCGGCCCUUUCGCUCGUAGGACAGGUACGACCGCAGGAUGGCAAAAGAUUUCUACCUCUACGAGAACAUCUCGAAAGUGAGUCCCUUCGAGGGGCCACAGUACCACCUGGCACCGAGAUGGGUGUUCUACCUCCAAGCUGCGUUCAUGGGCUUCGUCUUCUUCUGCGGCUUCCCCUUGAACUCCCUCGUGCUCCUCGUGACCAUAAAGUACAAGAAGCUGCGGCAGCCGCUCAAUUACAUCCUGGUCAACAUCUCGGUGGGAGGGUGGGUGUUCGUCACCUUCUCCGUCAGCCAGGUGUUCGUCUCCAGUUUGAGGGGGUAUUACUUUCUGGGCCACACACUGUGUGCUAUGGAAUCCUGCAUGGGAUCGAUUGCAGCUCUGGUGACUGCCUGGUCUCUUGCUGUCCUCGCCUUCGAAAGAUACGUCGUCAUUUGCAAACCAUUUGGAACUUUCAAAUUUGGCAACAGUCAAGCAUUAAUGGGCGUGGCCUUCACCUGGGUCAUGGGGAUUGGUUCAGCCACACCGCCCUUCUUUGGCUGGAGCAGAUACAUCCCUGAGGGUCUGGGCUGCUCCUGUGGGCCUGAUUGGUACACUGUUGGCACGGAGUACAACACCGUGAGCUACACCUACUUCCUGAUGGUCACCAGCUACAUCGCUCCUCUGUCCCUCAUCAUCUUCUCCUACUCUCAGCUGCUGGGGGCCCUCAGAGCCGUAGCCGCCCAGCAAGCGGAGUCGGCCUCUACCCAGAAGGCGGAGAAGGAGGUGUCCAGGAUGAUUGUGGUCAUGGUGAGCUCCUAUCUGGUGUGUUACACCCCCUAUGCCAUCGCGGCCAUGUACUUCACCCUGGACCACGAGUCAGAGAAGGACUACAGGCUGGUCAGCAUCCCCGCCCUCUUCUCCAAGAGCUCCUGUGUCUACAACCCGCUCAUCUACUGCUUCAUGAACAAGCAGUUCAAUGCCUGUAUCAUGGAGACAGUGUUCGGGAAGAAGAUCUCAGAGGAGUCUGAGGUGUCCAGCAAAACGGAGACCUCGUCUGUCAGCACCGCCUGAGCGCCACAUCGACGCCAUGGCAACGCCCCGACGACGCACCCGCAGAGACGCAGCAACAGCAGCAGCACAGUCACACACCACCUGCUGCAGGACCCCUGUCAAUCACAGCUCUCUUUGCCAGCAAAUCCCAACCAGCCAAUCACAGCACAGCCCACGCUACCAGCGCUGCAGCAGAUUGACUGCACUGCUGUCUGUCACGGUUUGCUGCUGCUGUAAGAACUGUCAGUUAAAAUCAUUCACUUGCUCAGCAGACAUCCCAACGCAGAGCGACCUCAGCAUCUUACCUUCCACAUAUCAUCUCCUGCGGGUUGGAUAUUUACUGAAGCAACUUAAAUUGAGUACCUGCGUGUGGGACUCGCCCUCAGUUAUAAAUCCAGUUCCUUAACCACCGUACCACACUGACACAAACAAGCAGCUCUCUGCUGAAUAGAGAGUAAAAGAGAGUCAA